This is a messenger RNA of Neltuma alba, 5328 nucleotides long. RefSeq lists its product as uncharacterized. Bases 1877 to 5038 code for a protein of 1053 amino acids. The record is from RefSeq and is a predicted model, not a curated record. Lineage: Eukaryota; Viridiplantae; Streptophyta; Magnoliopsida; Fabales; Fabaceae. The transcript is spliced from 8 exons. Gene Ontology annotation, molecular function: DNA binding.
GAGGAAACUCCUCUUACUCAUGAUUAGUCAAUCAUCUUGGGAAAGAAAGGGGGAAAAAGAAAUUAGUCUAGAAAGAACGAAUUGCAGCAUAUGUUUUAAUACGUGCGCUAAUUGAAGUUAUAACAACGACUCAAAGGAAGUUAUCUUUCUUGUUAAUUUUUAAAGGAAUAUCCCCUUGACUUCUCUUUGGAGACCUUCAACGUAUUCUAAAAUUUCAAGGUAUUUAUCUGGAGAUAGCGUGCAGAUGCCUCUCUCUCCUUUAGGUGGCUUCAAGUUGUAGAAGAUGGUACUAUUAGUUGUGAAAGACGAAACAUAAUGUUUCGUCGGUAUGAUGUUAGAACUACAGAGAAGGCUUCAUCUUCUGUCCUGAGACGAACGACCAUGCAGGCAAACUUUUAACUUGAAUGACGUUCCGGGCGUAAUUUAUCUAGUUUUGUUGGGGGAAAAUAAAGUUUUGUUUGCGAUUGUGAAAUUUAUAUUUUGGUCAAACAUAAAUGUAACUGGGCUUGCGAAUGAUUUUUUGUUUUGUUAUAUAAAGCAUUUAUAAAUCUGAAAUAUGGAUCUUUGGGUGAUAGUGGUACCUUGGUAUUAUGAGUUUCAAGUCUUAUGCUGUAGCAAUUUAGUUUCUCAUCCAUGACAUAGCUCCAAUGCUAUAAGUUCUGGAUGAGGAGUUCAACAACCUGGGUCACCAUCCAUCAUGAUGUUGAUCUUCUUAAAUAGAAGUCUGGAACACUUCUGUUAAGGAUUGAGACAAUUGAUCACUUUUAUUUUGUAUAGCAUGCAUCAUGGUGUUAGAAUCGAAUCCCUAGUACUAGCCGUUAGAAUCAUAUCCCUUAAAUCUGUAAAUUUCCUUUUCUAAAUCACCUAGAAUCACGAUACCUAAUCAUGGGGAUUCCCUGUCAUGAACUCUAUUCAAUGUAAUCAGAUUUCCAAAUAUGCUGUGAGGAAAUCUAAUCCUAUUUAUGUACCAGUUCUACUAUGGAAUAAUACAGAAAAUUUUUUGAAUCAUCAUCUCAAUUUGGUAUCAAAGCAAUGGAGAAAAGAAUGAACGGCAAAGGUUUCCCUCCCUUGUUUGGAACUCUGCCACAAAAUUGAUCAAGCCAGGGCUCGAUUCCGUCAGCCCUGAUGACUGAUUCUACUCCAUCUAGUGAGUUGAGUACCUCUGCCACUCUGGAUUCAUCAUCUUUUGCCGCAACCGGUGCCUCCACUGGCUCCACAAUGGCGCUGGAGUUCACCUUUGCAGUAGAAAAUCAACAAAUGGUGAUAGCCCUUAAGCUGAAUGGGGGCAAUUAUUUCCAAUGGUCACAAAGUGUCCUAAUGUACCUAAGAGGAUGAAGAAAGGGAAAUAUAUUAACGGUCAAGCACAACAGCCACUACCUGAUGACCCAACAUUUGACACAUGGUUCGCCGAAAACAACCAGUGGCCUGGUUAUAUAACUCUAUGACACUUGAAAUCAAUGAGGGAUAUCUACUUGCUAGGACAGCGAAGGAGACAUGGGAUGUUGCCAAAUGAACCUACUCCUUGGUUGACAACAAAGCUGCACUCUACCAACUAAAGAAACAGCUGAGGGAGCUUAAACAAGGAUCUAGUUUCGGGGAAGACGAUUGGCAAGGCUAAAGAGUGGGAUGGCUUCUACUAUUUUAGCAUGAACAAUAAGGAAAUAAGACAAGCAAUGGUUAACUACUAUACUCAUAGCAACGAUAUCUAUUGUGGCACCAUAGUAAAAUGAUAAAAGGCAGGUAGCUCGAAUUUAGUAGAGAAGAUAGAUCAUCAGAAAUUAUUGAAAUAAGGAAGAAAUUUUGAAGCCUUACAGUUUCUACAAGCUUUGAAACUGCCGAAAUUUUACUCUUAUGUAACAUCACCUGUUGGCUGAAAAUGGGAAGAAAUGACCUUGAAAAGUUUGAAGCAACCAAUAGAUUGUUCAGAAAGAGCACAAGGAGAGAAUCUUCACAAUUUCAGAUUUUAAAGAAAGGAAAUGAACAUCCUGCAUGGUUACCUGAUGGCUGGAACGUGGGUUUCAAAACCCGAAAAAGUGGUGUGCACAAGGGAGCUAUAUAUAAGUGCUUCAGUGAUCCAUUGAACAGAUUCAAAUUCUACUCCAAACCUGAGGUAUUACGGUAUCUUGAAACUAUAGAUGGCAGCAACUGCACUUUCAAGAAGGGAUGCCCUGCUAAGCAAUCUACAAGCAAUGAGUCAUCUGCCCCCAAAAGACAGAAAGUGAAGCAUUCUGCAAUCAAACAGCAGCUUUCUGCCGGCAAAGAAGUUUCUGACGGUGUCUUAGAAUUGUCAGGUGCUUGCAGCUCAAAAGAAGGGCAAAAUAUGAAGGUGUCUGCCGAAUUUAUGGUUUCUCCUGUUUUAACUUCUGACUCUGUGGGCAAGAUGCAUUUGCCCAAGGAGUCAGCUGAAAACAAUUCUGAAAUUAAACAAUCUAAUCCAGCUAAUGAUGUGCAUGAGAAGAAUUAUUUUAUGAGUGGAGUGGAGAAGACUGAUGAAGGGAACCCUUUUCACACAAGCAUAUCCAAAAACAAGAAAGAGUUGAAUGUGCCCCAACAAAAUUUGAGACAACUCACUGGCAAAGCUGACCAGUUAACCAGCACAGUGACCCACGAACCGGCUCGUCGAGUUUCAAGGAGAAACUUUAGGAAAAGUGUGAUCCCUAUAGGCGUUGACUUGAAAAACAAAUCAUCUCAGAAGCAAAAACCAUGUGAAGAGUUACUGAACAAAAACAGCAAUCCUGAUGUUGAACUAGCUUACAGAGAUCAACCAUACCAGCUAGUAACAGAAAAAAUAGAUGACAAAGAGGUAGAACUUGAAUGUUCUGAGUUUCAGGAUUCCAGUGCACAAAGUCUCAAGGUUGAAAUGAAGAACAUCACAUGUGAAUUACCUGCUAGGGAUGUUUCUCAUAGGGAUCAAAGAUUGGCUUCUGAUGCUAAUGUCAUGAAAGAAGACACAUUGCCUGUCGAUCAGAUUGGAAAAAGUGAUACCUCUGAAAUUCAUGUUAACUUGAACAAAUAUAGUGAUAGGAAAGAUCAUUGCAAUCCAUGUCGGCGGGCUUCAAAGCGACUUGCUGGAUUAGAACCAGAGGUGACGACCAACUCGAUAGUCUGCAAAAGAGCUCCUGAAUAUAAGAGUAGAAGGCCUAAAGGUAGAAUCAAUGCAGCUUUGCGGCAAACUGAGGGCGGGUUGACUGUUGAUCGUGCAGAUAAUGCUUCUACCUAUAUAAAUAUGCCAUUAAAUAGGGAGGCAUCAAAUAAAAACUUAAAAUCUCCUGAAAUUCUACCCAUUACCCAUGAGCAACCAGAAAAGCAUGGAAAUGAAGAAAUAGAUUAUGAGAAAUCAGAACCUCAGCAGUCCAUUGCUUCCCAAUACUCUCGGUCUGACCCAUGCUUGGAAUUUGCAAUGAAGACUCUUACUGGCGAGUUACCCGUUGAGAAUUCGAUUGGUGAUGGACCUAAUCUGGCUACUGAUGCCAUGUUGUUUGACGGUGCUAAAGAAAGCAGCAGUGAGAGAAAUGUGCAGGUGAAUUCAAAGAAAUUGAAGAGCAAGGAAAAGCUUAAAUUGCCUCGUCGGUUGUCAAGGAGACUUGCUGGCCAUAAGCCUGAGGUAAUGCCUGCUUUAAGAGCUGUAGAAUAUGCUACUAGGAAGUCAUGCCAAGAUAAAUCAACUGCAACUGUGUUUUUGAAAAAUGGAGUUUCUCAGCUAGUUGGUGCUGGCAAAGAAAUAGAGCUUACUCUUGAUGCAUCUAACAAUUUGUUAAAAUCAAAUGUGCUUGGUGAAUCAUUGAACAAGAGUGAAACGUCAUAUGAAGUCCAAAAUUUUCCAGAGUAUCAGCAGCAGAAGCUUGAAACUGACAGCUUGGAAACAAGAACACUUAAAGAAACAUCGGACAGGAGUGAGGAGCUAUAUGAAACCCAAACGGUUGAUGAAUUGAAUGAGAGUGUGAAAUUAUUUGAAACCCUAAAUAUUCCCACGGAGCAACAGCAAGAGCUUGAAACUGUGAUGAGUUCAGAAGCACAGCUUUGCUUAGCAGAUGGGGAAGAAACUGAGCGUACACUUCGUGCAAGUGCCAGUUCAAAAACAGAAGUGCUUAAAGACACAUCAAACAGGAGUGUGAAGUCAUAUGAAUCUCAAACUAUUGAAGAAUUGUUAUGUGAAGACCAAACUGUUGCCAAUGAGCAACAGCAGAAGCUUGGUGGUUCGAUGUCAGAGCCACAAACGUGCUUAGCCUAUGAGCAGUUUUGGUCAGAUCCUUGCCUAGAAUUCGCAAUCAAGACCCUAACAGGUACAUUACCAGUGGAUGAUGCUGCCAACGUUUUGCCAGUUAUGACUACUGAUAACAAUGACCAAACAGACAAGGAAUUGCUUGACGGCGUGGUAAAGAGUCCCAGAGAAGGAAGUCAUGAUAACUUGAACCAAUCUGAAAAUGAUAAACUCACGAUGCCUAAACAAACUCAAUUGAGGACCGGCUCCACAUUUUGCCAAAAUAGGGUGUCUUGUGGUGAUGAAGCUGAUUUAACUAGGAAUUUGAACGAAGGAGAGCCCCUUUGUAUGGAAGACGUGAAUACAACAAAACUUCUGCAUCAAAGAAUUACUGGAAGCACAGUUAUCCAUGAAGAGCUACCGAAGAAAAUCCCUCAAGUUCUUGAUGUUGAAGCUGUUCCAUCUGAGCAACCACAACUUGAAACUGAAAUCAUGAGCCAUGAGAAGCCUGAGGCUCAGUUUCGUUAUCCAUUUAUGGAUUCUUGGUCAGACCCAAGUCUGGAAUUUGCAUUCAAGACUCUAACAGGUGCCAUAACAAUAGAGGAAGAUUUACCAACUCAAGGAUGCUUGGAGGAAACUGCCAUAUGGAGUGGCCAGAGGGACAGUUACUCAUCGUUGCCAGAUUUUGGACCUACCAGCUUUUCUCAAAGUGAUAUAUCAUCCUACUGCAAUAUGGAGGAGAGGUCCAUUGCAGAGCAGCAGCCACAAACUAGCCUUGGCGCAGAGGUUGAUCCUCAGAAAUACCAUUCUCAUUGCAAUAGGAAAAUUUCAAGGUAACUUCCUCCCAAAAAAAAAGGAAAAAAAAAAAAGAACCAAGAAAGAAAGGAAGUUUGUGUAGCCCCUGAAUAACUAAGAUUCAUUGUUGGCCAUCUAUGAAUUGUCAUUGCUCAUCUUGAUGUAGUUCUUGUAACAUAGUAGGGACUUUUAUUUCCUGAACAGGUAUGUUUCAACUAGAUAUUCUAUUUUGUAUGUCUUGAAGCUCCAUAUAUUAAGUAUAUCCACACAAAAAAAAUGUUUUAUGUAUUAAACAAAGCAGGGACGCAUGAUAGUGCAACAGCUGUUCGAUC